AAGUUGGUUGCUACCGAGGGCCAGAUGGGCAUAUAUCUUGCGUUGAGUUACUGUUGGGGAACGACCCAACAAUCAUCUCAAGACGACGAGAUCGAACAUCUGCGAUUUUGAGGAUGCCAUACCUUUCCCUCUCUUGCCAGCAACUAUCAAUGAUGCUGUAAUCACGACUCGUCAGCUAGGUGUUCGCUUUCUUUGGGUUGAUACCCUCUGUAUCAUCCAGGAUGACGACCUGGAUUGGAAUAAUGAAUCCGCCAACAUGGGCAGGAUAUUUCAGCUCGCGCUCUGCACCCUGGCAGCAACUUCAGCGCGGCAUAGCGGCGAAGGCCUUUUCCUAUCCAGACAGGUCGAUAAUGGACAUGAGCUUCGCGACCUCGGAGAAGAACUUGCACGCUACGAGUGGAGUAAAAGAGGAUGGGUAGUACAAGAACGCAUUCUUUCUCGUCGAAUUAUCCCUUAUGCUUCUCAGCAGCUCUUUUUCGAGUGUCAAGAAGGCGUCUUUGCCCAAUCUGACAACGGUCCAACGCCUUUUACCCAUAAUCUGUAGUCGAAACCACGAAUCUUCCAUCGGCUCAUGCUCGAAGCAACGGCAAUAGCAAGGAUGACGAACGGCUACCAUAUGUUGCAGACUCUCAGAGUUGUUGCGGCGCUGAUCAAGAAUCACUCUCUGUUUGGAAGAAGUCCUGAUCCUGACAGAGUUCACAGCGCACAGCACCGCUUCUGGUCUAGAGUUGUUCGAACGUACAACCAGUGCGAUUUAACUCAAGCUAG
Mytilinidion resinicola is the source of this 768-nucleotide messenger RNA. RefSeq lists its product as uncharacterized. Bases 257 to 544 code for a protein of 95 amino acids. The transcript has a single exon. The record is from RefSeq and is a predicted model, not a curated record. Lineage: Eukaryota; Fungi; Ascomycota; Dothideomycetes; Mytilinidiales; Mytilinidiaceae.